Messenger RNA from Fusarium oxysporum Fo47, 874 nucleotides. RefSeq names its product signal transduction histidine kinase. The record is from RefSeq and is a predicted model, not a curated record. Lineage: Eukaryota; Fungi; Ascomycota; Sordariomycetes; Hypocreales; Nectriaceae. Gene Ontology annotation, biological process: phosphorylation; phosphorelay signal transduction system. The coding region runs from base 296 to 727 and encodes 143 amino acids. The transcript has 3 exons. Gene Ontology annotation, cellular component: cytoplasm; nucleus. Gene Ontology annotation, molecular function: protein histidine kinase binding; histidine phosphotransfer kinase activity.
UCCCGCGGUAACACCUCCAACCUUCAAAAUCUUUCCUCUCCUCGUUCAAGUCCAAGUCCAAGUGGCUCUAGCUUUUGAAUCCUUGUCUUUGUUUGUUUCGCGCUCACUUGUUUGAUCUCUCUUGUACCAGAGUUUCUAACCCCGAGGCUACCUACUAGGUUCCAUCAUUUCUCCUUUCCGAUCGUUCUCCGCGGACCCACGCUACUACGACCCCGGAGCUUUUCAGCACUGUCUCAAUUCAACAUACCUACCUAAUACGUUUGUCCCAGGAGAAUAAACGAAUACUACAGCCAAAAUGUCGCCAACCGAGGAGAAGAGUGACGAUAUCGAUUUCGGUGACAACAUCGAUAUGACUACUUUCGAGCAGAUCCUCGAAAUGGACGAGCCAGGCGAUUGUGAAUUCAGCUCUUCUAUUGUAUUUGGCUUCUUCGAGCAAGCAGAAGAAACGUUUGAACAGAUAAAGGAGGCAUUGGAAGAGGAAGAUCUUGAUAAGCUCUCGUCUCUUGGACACUUCCUCAAGGGCUCAUCAGCGACCCUCGGACUCAUCAAAAUCAGGGAUGGUUGCGAAAAGAUUCAGCGUUAUGGCAAGCACGAAAAGCUGGACGGCUCUCCUGAAGAUGAUUCCGAGGUAUGUCUAAAGCACAUCAAAGACGCUUUCGAAGCCGUUCAAACGGAUUACGCCGAGGUCGAGAAACUCUUGAAGCAGUACUACGAGUCAAGGGAAUAACGCAUUUAUUCCCACCAUCGUAAAGCCUACGAGAUGGCGCGUUCACGAUCAAAUGGAGGCAGUCUUUUACAGACGUGGCUUUCCACUUGGGCUCUGGUCACGGAACGUCGAUAGGGACAUUUUCAGUUCAACAAAUACUUGUUGUGU